This is a messenger RNA of Sorghum bicolor (sorghum), 1684 nucleotides long. Its product is annotated as phenolic glucoside malonyltransferase 1. The transcript is spliced from 2 exons. The record is from RefSeq and is a predicted model, not a curated record. The coding region runs from base 172 to 1575 and encodes 467 amino acids. NCBI's taxonomy places the organism in Eukaryota, Viridiplantae, Streptophyta, Magnoliopsida, Poales, Poaceae.
UUCUAGUACUUGGUGCAUUAACUGCGUCUGGCUACAUAUCGUAUUUCUAGGAAGUCAACACCUCUUCUUUUGCACACUCUCGUCACCAUCACCACGCAAAAUCUAAGCCGACACCAUAUACCAACAGCAACCAACUUGUGUGCGCCGUGCCAUUGCCAGUGCCAUCGCGCCAUGCCACCGUCCGUCAACAUCAUCGAAGAGGCCCGCGUGGCCGUGCCGCGCACCGCCGCGCUGCCGCCGGAGCCCAUCCGUCUGUCCGCGCUCGACGCGCAGUGGAUCACGCUCCCGCUCAUCCAGCGCGUGCUCAUCUUCGUCAACGACGGCGGCAGCAGCAUGCCGCCGCCGUUCGCGUCCGCGGUGGACGCCCUCCGCGCGUCACUCGCGGAGACGCUCGCGCGGUUCCCGACGCUGGCCGGGCGGAUCGUGCACGUUCCGGCCACGGGCGACGCCGCCUUCGACUGCGGCACCGCGGGCAGCGGCGGCGGCGGCGGGGUGAGGUUCCUCGUCGCGGAGGCGAGCGACGCCGACGCGGCCCGCCUCGCGGAGGACGAUGACCACGACGCGGAGGCGUUCGCGGGGCUCGUGCCGGCGCUCGACACGGGGUUCCUCCCCGCGGAGACGCUGGCCGCGCAGGUCACGCGGCUGCGGGGCGGCGGGCUGGCGGUCGGCGUGGCGAUGCACCACGCCGCGGUCGACGGCCGGUCCGUGUGGAGGUUCCUCCGCGCGUGGGCCGCGGCGUGCCGCGGUGAAGGCGACGCCGACGCCGCGGCCGGCCCACCGACGACGUUCGACCGCGCGGUGAUCAGGCUCCCCGGCGGUGGUGGCGGCGGCGGCGAGGAGCUGGCGAGGAGCGUGCUGCGGAAGUGGACGCCCGAUCUGCCGGUGGCCGCCGUGGCCGGGCACUUCAUCCGCCCCAACCUGUCUCGCCGGACGUUCACCGUCACGGCACAAGACAUGCGCCGCCUGAAGCAGCGCGUCGUGGCCGAGCUCUCGCCCGCGCACACGCAGGACGCCGGCGGCACACCGCCGCCGUCCAGCUUCGUGGCGGUGGCGGCGCUGGCGUGGGUGUCCUUCGUGCGCUCCAAACGACACCCGGCGGGCAUCAUCUCCGCCGCCGACGAGGUCUACCUCUUCUUCUUCGCGGACUGCCGCGCGCGCCUGGACCCGCCGCCGGGGGACGGCUACUUCGGGACGUGCAUCUCCGGGUGCCUGGCGCGGGCCACCGCGGGGGACCUCCUCGCCGACGACGGCGGGGUGGGCGUCGCGGCGGCGGCGGUCGCCGAGGAGGUCCGGCGCGCCGCCGAGGACCCGCUGGCCGGGUGGGAUUGGAUGUCUACCCUGGAACAGGUGGACAUGGACCGGCUGAUGAACCUCGCCGGGUCCACGAGGUUCGAUGCCUACGAGGCGGCCGACUUCGGGUGGGGCCCGCCUGCCAGGACGGAGCUGGUCACCAUGAACCACGACGGGCAGGUCGUCCUCGUGGCCGGGAAGGGCGGCGGCGUCCAGGCGUCCGUGUCGCUGCACCCGGCGCACAUGGACGCGUACAAGUCGCACUUCCUCAGCUACUUUGGGUGAUUUUGUAUACUCCUAUAUAUGUAACGCAUUUAUAAUGAUGUUGGAUCAAGAGAAAAGCCUUGUUUAGUUUCUUAAAUUUUUUUUGCAGAUUAUCUAUCACAUCGAAUCC